UUUGUAGCAGCUCGGUGAAGUUUGUUCUCGCGCAGCAGUGAUUUAUCCCCUCAAACGAGGGUCCACGUGAGCUCAGGAGACCGUUUUGUGUUUAUUGGGGAUGUUGAGUGAACGGUGAGUCAGGGAGAUGAAGAAACCUCACGGAUGGUGACGUCAGGGCGGUGGUUUCCUUUAUUUCGCAGGUUUGCAAAUCGGUUUAACUUGGUUGUUUUUGGAGGAACUUCGACAAUGUAGCUCCUCUCACUGUGGGAUGCGCACGCUGUGAAACUCUCUUCGAAAGGCUAUUUAUUAUUUUUAAUUAUUAUUUAUUUUUUCUUCAACUCGAGACUUUUUACUGCAAUUCCUGUGGCAAAAAAAUAACAUGUUGGAAAAGUUGUCACGUUAUUCCCCCACGGAGGGGGAACGUUUUUCCGGAAAGAGUCGGUGGACUUUGGCGGCGGUCGCUGUGCUCCUCCUGGGGUUGUUUGCCUCGUCUUGCUGGGCGGAAGAAGCAUCAUGUCACGGAGCCUACGACCUCUACUUUGUUUUAGACAAGUCCGGGAGUGUCUCCGAUAACUGGGUCGAGAUUUACUCGUUUGUGAGGAACCUCACCGACCGAUUUGUGAGCCCCAGGAUGAGAGUCUCGUUCAUCGUCUUCUCGUCCCAGGCCAAAGUGCUGCUGCCGCUGACUGGAGACAGAAAGGAGAUAGAGGACGGUCUGAAGCUGUUACAGGAAGUAAAACCAGCUGGAGAAACAUACAUGCACGAGGGAAUAAAAGCGGCCUUGACUCAGAUAAAGGCGCAGACCACCAAGUCCUCCAGCAUCAUCCUGGCUCUGACAGACGGGAAGCUCAACGCUUAUAUUCACCAGCUCGCAGUGACAGAGGCCGAAGAGACGAGGAACUUCGGCGGCCGUGUUUACUGCGUGGGGAUCAAGGACUUCGAUGAGCAGCAGCUCGCUGAAAUUGCGGACAACAAGGACCAAGUGUUUCCUGUCAAAGAUGGCUUCCACGCGCUCAAAGGCAUCAUCAAUUCUAUAUUAAAGCGAUCGUGCACAGUGAUCCUGAGUGUGGAGCCCUCCAGUGUGUGCGUGAACGAGUCCUUCGACAUCGUCCUCAGAGGGAACGGCUUCCCUUCCGGCCGCAGCAACGACGCCGUCGUCUGCAGCUUCAUAGUCGACCAGGAAACCUUCACUCGUAAGCCGACUGUUGUGCGUGACGAUUACCUGCUGUGUCCGGCUCCGAAGCUCUACGAAGUGGGACAGUCUAUGGACGUUCUCAUCAGCCUGAACCACGGCAAGUCCUUCAUCUCCAGCGCCUUCACCAUCACCGCCUCCACGUGUUCGGACGGUCUGGUGGUGGCCAUCGUCUUCCUGGUGCUGCUGCUCCUCGUGGCUCUGGCCCUCAUGUGGUGGUUCUGGCCUCUUUGCUGCACACUGGUCAUCAAAGACCCGCCGCCGCCUCCUCCACCUUCCCGUCCUCCGCCACCUGAGCCAGAGCCGCUGCACAAGAAGAAGUGGCCGACCGUGGACGCCUCCUACUACGGAGGAAGAGGAGCCGGAGGGAUUAGCCGCAUGGAGGUGCGCUGGGGCGAGAAGGGCUCCACCGAGGAGGGGGCCCGGCUGGAGAAAGCCAAGAACGCCGUGGUGUCCAUACCGGAGGACUGUGAGGAGCCCAUGAUCAAACGUCCCACCCCGAAGGCCGCCCCCACCUACCAUCAGAACCAGAACAAAUGGUACACCCCCAUCAAGGGUCGUCUUGACGCUGUGUGGGCUCUGCUGGGGCGGCAGUAUGACCGGGUUUCCCUCAUGAGACCCUCAAACGCAGACAAGGUAAGUCGCAAAACAAAGUGGGAAGAUUUAUCUGCAGGGAGGCCUGAAACACAAACCAUGCAGAGGCAUGCAGGGUUGAAUAAACGGGGACGUGUAUGUCUGUGUUUUACUGAAGUGUGUGUGUGUGUGUGUGUGUGUGUGUGUGUGUGUGUGGGAUCAGCUUCACAGUGGUGUGUUGUGUUUGUAGUUACACAAACAUACAGCCUGAAGGCAGUGAGUCAAAGUCUCAUCAGGGCAGCUUGUUGCAUUCACGGAUUUAAAGAAGACAUUUCAGCCUUCUUGUUUGUUAACUAUUCAUUGUUGUUGUAACUCUUCUAUAAAAGCCCUCAUCCUCAGUAUGAAGGUGUUUGUUUUUAAUCCUUCCAGAUCUUUUGAGUCACCACAAUCACAGUUCAGAGCUGGUUAUUUUAUUGCAGUAUUGAGUUCCAGCUGUGGCGGUUACAGUAAUCUGUUUGCUGGCUCUCAGCAGAAGAAGCUGCUGGCUGCAGUUUAGCGCCGCGUCGUCUGUUCCCUAACUGGGCCGAUGUGAGCGGCUCGCUGAGGGACGACUUAAUAUGGUCAGACCGUGACUUUCCUCAACCUCCAUCAGAGGAGAGGAGGAAUAUCGGCUGCACUGAAACCCGACACCACGCAGGCGGUGUGGAGAGCACGCCGCUCGCAAACCGCCACCGAUUUAGAGUAAAGCAGAUGUUUUGAUGUGUUGUGAGCUUUCUAAUGCAGCGGUUUAUCCAACAAACCACCGUUUUUAUUUCUUGAGGCCCAGAAACAGAUUUUCUUUGGCCUCCUCUUAACAAGAAACUUCAAACUAUUGCACGGUGAAUAAUGUGAAGUCCUCCAGAAGCUGUGCAGGAAACAGUGACUCACCUGUACAUGCAUUUAGCUUGUGUGGUGGUCCCUUCUGAUCGUCUUCCACUCAACUCAGCUCUGAGAACAGGAGCCAUGAGAGUUUUCUUUAGCGGUUUCAUGUCAGACUGCAAAUGUCUGCAGAACGUAGACAAAAUGAACCGGUGGGCCAGCUGUGAGCCUGCCAGUCACUGCUCAGGGUGUUUAGGAUAACUCAGAAUAUCAGUAGUGUCCCACUGUUGGGUUUCAUCCAACUGUUCCAACUUUCUCUUAAGUUACUGACAUUUUCCCACCUCCUGUUGCAACCUCAGUUCUUUACACCCUUUUACGGCCAAUGUCAUCAAGAAUAAGCAUUGUUUGGCCCCAGCUAGAGUUAUCAAGUAUUCGUCAAACAUUGAUUUAAAACUGUUGGCAGCAUCACAGCGUUUUACAUGUGACCGUGUUAUCUAGUGAAUCUCGUCACGUACAUCUUGUUUAUGAUGAUAAUCACAGAUGAGUUUGUAUUUAGAACCGGUUGAAGGCUCUUACGAGGACAUGUACAUGCUCUGUUGGUGUCUUCAACAGCUGGCCUUACGCAUACGGCUGAGAGUCACCAGUUAAACUGAAACACCGGCAGUGUUGACUACCACUGGACUGUUUGUAGCGUCCAUUUUAAAAGUGAGUAAAGUACAUCCACACUGAUACGUUUGUUCCUGGACAGUUUCUGUGUGGACUCUACGAUGGUUAGAUAAAUAUGCAUCAAUAAGAAACGGAAAGUCUUCUGUUUUGUGUCCAUCGUCCUCCUCAAAGCCACAAACGCCCGCUCCGUAUGGCUGAUAACGCCGCUCGCUAAUCACUCCAAUAACAGCUGCUUCCUCCGCAUGUCGGCAGUAGUAGAAUUAUAAAAUGCAGAAUUUAACUGCACAACAGCUGCUAUUAUAGACCACAAGGUCAGCAACGCCUGUGAUCAGUUGGCCGUGUUAAAUGAACCUGGUAGUCGAUCGGUGAUCACGUGAUAGAGGCGUGACGAAUCAGGGAGGGACACGUCGGGACUUCUAAGAACCAAUCAAGUAGUGAACGCGGGUGUCUUCUGCAUUUACAACCGUCCACACUAGGAGAUAUACACUUAUUGUAAGUCGCUUUGGAUAAAAGCGUCUGCUAAAUGACUGUAAUGUAAUGUAACCCCGGAGGUUUCAAACGUAUCCGAGCUCAGGAGCGUUUUUAAACUCCUCUGUUUUCGGUGCUCUAAAACUCCGGCCUAGUGGUGACGCUCAGUGUGAACGUAGCAGAAGAUGUGCAUUUUUAAAAUGGAAAGUAAUAGUGUGGACAUGGUGUUUGAUGUUAUGAACAUGAACACAGAUCCUCUAGUGAUGUGUAGCUGGUAAUGUCUCUCACUGAUGGCACACAUCUGGAGUCACUUUGGUUUGGUUACAUUCUCCAUCUUUGGUGGUUAAUGUUCUUUCAUAGCUUGACAAGCUGUUGCACUCCGCCCUACUUCCGUUGCCAAAAUGCGUGAGCACACCUUCGUACUUCAUCGUUCUUUACAAACUGUUGAUGUCGAGUCGGUAACUUCCACCGGGUCUCGACGAGGCGCGCGCGCGCGCGCGCGCGAUAUUGAACUGAGCGGUCCGGUAGGAGGUUAGGUGUGGAUGGCAGAGCGGGCAGCGGCGACGUAGAGUAGAGGAAGGGAGGGUGAGGGAGGGCAGCGGUCUUUGAUGGCGGACAGGAAACCUCCAGGGUCAUGAAUUUUUCAGCGAGCCGCAUCCGCGGGGUUACAAGGACUCGUACAGGUGUAAGGAAGCAGGUUGUCGCAGACAUCUGUUCAGCGCGGGGACCCGGGUGUCCAUUCCACCCCCCCCCACCACAGCCCUCCCCCUUCUCCUUGCCAAGCAUCCAUCCUCACCCCUCUUCCCUCCCUCAGUGCUGCUGCCCGGAGCCAGACUGCUGGAUUGUCAGCAGAUGCAGAAGAGAGACUUUUUUUUUUUUUUCUGGUCUCACAUUUUAGCGCCCGAGGGCCUCCAACACCAAAGGUAGAGCGGGGGUGGACACAGCUGCAGUGCCGAACUCGCCCCCAGGCACAAAUAAAGAGAUCUAAUGCGGUUUGACUGUGUUGUCGGUGAGACCGGGGGAGCCAGGGAGGCACUUCAGAGCCGACUUCGCACGGCAACAUCUGCCGCCAAGUUUUGCCGGGGAUCGACUGGGGACAGCAGGUAGAGGAAGGUGGCAGAGAGAGAGAGGGAGGCAGAGAGAGAGAGGGAGGCAGAGAGAGAGAGAGAGAGAGAGAGAGAGGCAGAGAGAGAGAGAGCACUUAUUCUGGUGCUUAAUCAGGCUCUUUUCUUUGAAGCGGCGUUGUGCAUACAUGAGUAUUCAUACUCACGGUAUUGUUUUCUAAAAGCAGCUGUCCUCACAAUGUCCAAACAAGGUGUAGAAUGAAUGAUGCAUCCGCAGACAUUAAACCCUCCGACAGAAGGAGACAGAAUAGCAGGCGAAGCCAAGAAAAAAAAGAAAAAGCGGCGUCUUCAUGAGUCCGUGUGGGUUUCCAUUUGUUCCUCUCGGCUCUCAUCUGUUCCUCACCAGGGAGCCGUGUGGGCUGAGAACGCUGCCGUGUGUGGAGGUUAAUACUAUUAUCUGAUGGACCUUCAUGUGUUGGAGAGUUUCUAAAAGGCUUUUUGUUUCCAUGUGGGGGCUGGUCCUUGGUGUGUCUUUAAAGCACUAAUGAGGUGAUGGUUACUGAUCCUUCGGGGUUAAAGCAUCUCGGAUACUGCUCAAGAUCUCAAACGGCGUCUUUGCACGACCUUUGCAGACGUUCAAACGCUCCUCGUGUCCCAGUCGGUCUCUGCUACUUGUUCUUAGAUUCAACAGACUUGUUUCACAUAUGUAACAAAUAAUAAGAAAACAUGAUAAGAAUAACCAAUAAAAUGUACAAUAAUACAUGAUUAACUAUUAUUUGAAAAAAAGGAAAGUAGGCAGAAGUAAACACAAGGUUUUAACCCUUUCUAUAAGUUAAAUAAUGAACUUAAUGUUUAUCACAUACACACAUAAUCAUCUUAAUAUGUAAAACAAAACAAUAACGAGACGAGGGCCCUUCCUCACCCCUGUAACCUUAAAAAACAAUGUUUGUAUUUUGCUACACGUCUUCAUCCAACAGAUGAAUAAACGCGCUCAUCGUGGCACAACUACCAUGUUUUUAGAUUAAAUGUUGCUCUUCAGGUUAUGAUCUCCUCUCUGUCUGGAAAUAUGUGUUUUAUGUUGCCAGGAAGUAAAUAGUUUCUUGCUUUGUGCGUUAUUCAUGCAGAUAAACAUAUGACAUCAUGGUAUUUGUUAGAGUCAACUAACUGGAAAAAAUUGUUAACAUUUAUCAAGAGCAUAUUUACACGUUCAUAAUCCUCUCGUGUAAACUCACAAGUGAAUGCAGCGGCACGAAGAAUGUAAAUCCUACAACCAGCAGGAGAGAUUUAAAGCUGCAGCACUCUGACAAUACAGAUAUUAUUAUUAUUAUUAUUAUUAUUAUUAUUACUAUCUAGUGCUGGAAUAAUGUAGUGGAUUUAUUGAUUAGUUGAUCAAUUGAAAAAUGUGUUUUUAUACUUGAUGAAUCUUUAGAGUCGCUCACUCAGAACAAGAACUUCAUCAAUAAUGAAAAUAAUCCACUUAUACACUGGGGGGGGGCCUUUGUGUUUUUUGUACGUAUAAUUCCAACAUUAGUAUUUUUUUGAACUAUUGUUUUUGUUAUGACUACUACUCACAAAGAACUUGAAUAUUAAUGUAGAAAAGCAAAACGUACACUCUAGUGAACGACAGCACAGAGGCUCAGUCGUCUGAACCCCUUUCAUUCUUACCUUUCACAAUAAAAGCUCGACACCGAUUCAUUGUGUAACUGUUGACCAGAAGGAACUCAAAUUCUCUCCGAGCUUUUCACUUAAAGAAGGCUCAAUGAAUGAUCUUACAGCAGCUUAAAAGCUGCACAACAGUUAACGUCAGACAGACUGACAACAGGAUCCUGGUAGUUUCUCCUCUGCCUCUGUGAAUCGAUUCAAAACUUGACGUUGGAGUCAGAUGGAGGGAGGAGAGAGAGGAAGGGUGGAUGUUAAAGAGGGGUGUAAGGAGGGGAAAUGAGCUUCCAGAGCAAAUGGAGCUCAAGUUUCUCUCAGAGUUCCUCUCAGUGGCAGAUGGUGGAGUGAAUGGGGGGGGGGGGGGGAUAAUACAUUCCAAUAUGUUAAAUGUCUACAGGAAGAAAGAUUUUAGAAAGAUCCAUCACGUAAAAAAACGUUGCUUUCAUGGGUUUCUCUACUUGAGUAGAUUUGCGACAUCAGACCAUUUUGAAACUCUUGUGAUGCGUUCAAGUACAAUCAGACAACUUGGAUUUCAGAGUCAGCUGCCGAACAUUAUAGCUUCCACUACAGCCAUGAUAGUUGAAUCUCAUCGGCCUUUUGGGUUUACAUUUCAGCAGCUUUUUAUGGGAGCUAAUCGGGAAAAGUUUGAUGUUCCAACAUCUGUGUGAACAGCAACCAGCAGCAAAACUGUUUAAAGUAGCUGCGAGCAAAACUGUCAAAUAAAAAAUAUUGUAAAUAAAGGUUUCUUUGUAUUGAUCCAGUGGUGAUUUCACCAAAGUCACACAACAACAGAAACAAAUGAACCGAUGGAGGCAGCGGUGUUCUGCGAGGUAAAGUCACUGUUUUUGUCAAAGAAGUCUGGUUGCGUGGAAGAGAGUGUAGAUAACAUCUUCAGUGCUGGUACUCCGGUCUGUUUCUCCAAACGGGGGGCGUGCAGACUGGAUCGGAACCUCAUGCAACUCCUCUUCAAAAGCAUCCAAACUAUCCCUCUAACUAAAAUCAGUGACAGAGUUAAAGAUAGGAGGUUAGUAUGAAAUGGAAGGCAUGCUUUUGAAGAUCAUAAGUAGCAAUGUAAAGUACACGAUUUGUACUAAUUGUUUCAAUGAAUGCACUGAAUAUUUACGAUAAUAUAACGAAUAUAACACGAUGACCAUUGUGUGUCAUCGGUCAUGUAGUGACAGAAUCACACGUAUACGGCACAAACAUUUUUACAAAACUAAAAAGAUGACAUGAAUUUCGGGGUUUCAUGAAGGCAGCAUGUCGUUGCUAUUUGAAGAGGAAAGUAUCACUGGUCUGUACACAUACUGCACAAACAUAAGGGAUGACUAAUAUCACCAGUAGUAAACUAGUUAAACCCGACUUAAACAUUGGACCACAGCCACGCUAUAGGAUCAGCAGUAAACUGGCUGCACUGGUGUAUCAGUAUGAGCAGGCUGGUCACAUGGAAGCGAUCCAAGAGAGCUGAUUAUUGAGAUACACGAUGACCCAUUUAGAUGAUGCAAGUUUCUAUGUAAAGAUCGAGUUUAGUAUUGGCAUCCUGAGCAGAGAACUCGGUCACUCAUUCUUCUGUUUGUGUUCUAAUCCAAGCUUCUCUCUUCUUUGUUCUGGUGGUAUAGAGCCGGCCUUGUAUUCAUGUUGGUGCAUGUCAGUCCUCUUCCUUUUGAAACUGUUUGCUCUUCAUAAAUAGAGCGUGACCUCCCACACGGCAUUGCAAAAGUGCAGUUUGAAGCAUUCAGCUGAAGGUUCUUUAAAGCCAAUGCGGAAGUAUCUUAAACUUGCAUUCUCUCUACUGACCACCAGGGGGCGACUCCUCUG
Molecule: messenger RNA, 8277 nt
Organism: Anarrhichthys ocellatus (wolf-eel)
Lineage: Eukaryota; Metazoa; Chordata; Actinopteri; Perciformes; Anarhichadidae
Gene: antxr2a
Product: ANTXR cell adhesion molecule 2a
Exons: 16
Coding region: 362-2119 (585 amino acids)
Cellular component (GO): plasma membrane; cell surface
Molecular function (GO): transmembrane signaling receptor activity
Source: RefSeq, a predicted model, not a curated record